AUGCAAGAAGUUCGGAACGAUACGGAGCGCCGCAUGCUUUGGGGCGAUAUGAGAAAGAAGUCAGGAGGUCACAAGCGUUACCGCGGCAAGAAGGUGGGAGAAGAAGAAGGAAAGAUGAAAUUCAACAGAGGUUUCCCUCUGGAGGACACGGAAGACCAAGAGGCAGCAGACCAGGAGAGGGACAGGAAGUGGCUGGACAUGUGGCGGGCUACGUGGCCCGAGGGUCACGCCUUGGACCCCCACGACCCCGAGUCUUUUGGCUUCGCCUUCGUGGGAGUGGUCACCGGUGCACACGGUGUUCAUGGCGACGUGCGCGUGCGGGCAGAUGACUUCCUUUGUGAUCAAGGCUACGAUCCGGCCACCCAUUUGGCCCGCCGAAAUUUCUCCAACUUCACAGAGGACUCCAAGCGGGUGCACCUCAAAGCACCUCAUCGACGUUUCCCUCGGCCAUUCAGGAUCCUCACAGGCAAACGAGUUCAGCGCCGUGUCUUUGCCUUGCGCCUGCAUGGGGUGGAGUCGCCCGAGGAGGCUGUGGCUUUGAGGGGAUACAAAGUCUAUGCGCUGGAACCGCCUCCAUCUGCCAAAGUCCAGGAGGAAGACCAAGGAGGCAUCGAUCUCUACGAUGCCGGGACUACAACCUUUGCCACUCGAGAUGCCUUGGGAUUGAUCGGCUCCAAGUGCGUGAUGGUCACCGGACAGGUGUCCGAGGAGACUCUGGGAGAAUUUGCGGCAGCUGCUUCUCCCGCAGAGGCUAAAGAGGUGCUCGCUAAUGCUGGAGCGGAGCUCCAACAUUUCGGAGACAUCUCUGCAGUGGUUCCCGACUACAAGAUCGCGCGUAGGCACCGAGGGCGGAAGGCAGCACAUGACCUUCUGGACAUCACAUUGGUGAACGAGGUGAACGGAGGCGAGGGCAAGUACCUCUACGAGCCAGAUCCGGAGUCAAACACUGGAAAGGCACUGGACAUGGACGAAUGGCGAACGGCAGAUCCGAACUUUGAGCGUGUCGUCUAUGUGCCCUUUGUCCCGGACAUGAUUGCACGCAUCGACGCAGACAGGUCCGGAAGUACUGUUUACUUCUCUUUGCCAAGCGAUUAUAUCCAGAAAACGUCCUUCUCGUGCCGGAAGCGCAUUGUGGACGAACGUGGGCUUUUGGUGAUCCCUCGCGGGCCGCAAGAUGGCGAAACCGGCGCUGUUCUACACACACGACGCUCUCACACAGCGCCUAUCACAGCCUUUUGCUGGAUUGAUGCCGGAGAUCUUGAGGACACAUGGCUUGCAAGAUCGAGCAUGCUGCCACCGCUUCUCAGCGUGCCAAGUGCCCCGAGCAACAUGUAUGCGGAGACGCCAUCAAAGGAGGAGCUGAGCCCUUCGGGCUUUACUCUGCUGGUCUCACUUGAUGAAGCUGGCCACCUUGUUGUUGCGGCUCGUGGCACCUUCCCCUUGCAGGCCCAGAACCUCUUCGAAGGCCAAUUCGGGAAGUUGUCUGAGCAGUGCCGCCGGCCCAUGGCGGUGCAAUUGUCGCCUGAUCUCCGGUGCCUCGCCGUGCUGCUUGGUCCUGGUGGCUCAGGAGCCAGGACCCCAGAGGGACCAUGCGCAAGGACGCCUUCCCCUAGGCCUUCCCAGGCUUGGUCACAUCCAGGUGAGCUUGGCCUGGCUGUUGUGGUGCUAGACGUGAGGAAGUUCGCCGUGCGGCGGAGGGAGCUGGCUCACUGUUCAGCCAUGUCAGAACGCCUCUGUGCCGUGGCGAGCUACGCGCUGCAGGCUGUGGAGACACUCGCAACGGUGUGGCGAAGUGCAGCAAGUACCUUCGUCAACAAAAUGAGGGCCCUCAUUGACUGCAUCCAGGCUUACUCCGGGGCAGGUUCCAAAGCCAAGGGCACAGUGCACUCGGAGCUUCUCUAUACGCUUUGCACAGGCAAUCCAUCUGAUCCAGUGCACGCCUUUCUUACACGGCAGACCACUCCGCAACAGUUAUCCCGGAUUGAGAAGAGCUUGAUGCAAGCAUUGGAUUACGUCAAUCUUGUGACGACGACACGCCUACAGGUAGCUGUCCAGCAUCUCCAGAGCAUUCUCCAAGAUCUCAAGGCCUGUGCUGGGCGCUUCAGCUCCCUAGGCUUGGACUUCGGGCUUUUGGACGAGCUGGAGACGCAAGUCACGGGCUUCUCAGCUUUGACGGAACAAUUGCUUUUGGAUGUCUCAGCUGCGCGGCGCUUUGCCCGUACGCUCUUCCAGCUUUUCCUCUAUCAGGCGCAGAAGCUGUCGGAAGGGGCUCCCGAGGCCGGCACCCCAUCAUCUCGGGCAGAUGGGUCCUACGCAGCGCCAAGCCCCAGCGAAGUGGACGACUUUGUCGCAGCUGUACGCCAACAGUCGCUGGAGCUGGAGGAUGUGACUGCGCGGAUUGGCACGAGGCCAAAGGUGUCCGGAGAGGAUGGAAGAGAGUCUCUUGCUUCGAAGAUGGCACGGCUGGUGUCUGACGCCGAGCGACUGGGACAGCGCAUCUGCAGUGCCAUGGCCCGGCACAGUUCUCCCCUUCUCUGCCAGUCCUUGGAGGUGGUCUCCCCAUGGCGGGCCGUGUACUCGGAGCUCCGGGCGGCUGCCGGCGCUGACAUGGCCGCCGGGGUGCCUAGCCCUCGUGGUCUGGGGCGGCCGAUGCUGCACAUGGCCUGGCAGGACCUUCCGCAGCAGAAGGACACCUUGGUGGAGAGUCUGCCAGAAGAGCUGCUGCUCUUGUGGGCUGGCGGGGCCACGGAAGCGAAGCUCAACCUGGCACGUGUCCGGUUUUCUGUCGGCAAGCGAGAAGCCGCCGUGCAGCCCAAGUUGGACCUUGCCACGGUGAAGGCCAACGCCUCGAGCACUGGGCAUUUCCUGCUUUGUCGGUGCUAUGAUGCUGACCGCAUCGCAGCAUUGGUCCUGCAGGAGGAGCCAUCAAGAUCUGCGACGGUCUGCCUCAUCGACAUGACGGACUUAGAGUUUCAUCCUUUCGGCUCGGAGGCAUCCGCCAUUCUCAGUGACAUGCAGGUCAGUCAAAGUGCUCCUUUGCCAGAGAGCUACCUGUGGGCUUCCGCCAUGCGGGUCAUGAGCCAGCGGGGAGUAUGCUCGAUCUAUUCCUGGCGAGCUCGGCGGUUGCUCACCCUGGACAUGGAAGCUGUUGAUGAAAUGGACGACGCUGAUUGAGGGACCUGACUGAGGGUUGUCAGAUGCUUGUACAUAGUUUGUGAUCGCGGGGAUGCAUGCUAGAGCCAG
Messenger RNA from Effrenium voratum, 3243 nucleotides. NCBI's taxonomy places the organism in Eukaryota, Dinophyceae, Suessiales, Symbiodiniaceae. The record is from the annotation of a GenBank genome assembly.